Messenger RNA from Lathyrus oleraceus (garden pea), 531 nucleotides. Its product is annotated as secreted RxLR effector protein 161-like. The coding region runs from base 1 to 531 and encodes 176 amino acids. NCBI's taxonomy places the organism in Eukaryota, Viridiplantae, Streptophyta, Magnoliopsida, Fabales, Fabaceae. The transcript has a single exon. The record is from RefSeq and is a predicted model, not a curated record.
AUGUUCAAGAAAUUGGUAGGUUCUUUGAGGUAUUCGUGUAAUACCAGACCUGAUAUUUGCUAUGCAGUUGGAAUGGUGAGUAUGUUUAUGAGUAAACUGAAGUGGUCUCAUUACCAAGCUGCUUUCAGAAUUCCGAGGUAUGUAAAGAGAACUCUAAAGUAUGGAGUUUUGUUUCCUUCUGAUGCUGAAACUGACGCAGAACUUCUGAGUUACUCAGAUUCUGAUGGGUGUGGAGACAGAGUUGACAGAAGAAAUACUUCUGGAUACUUGUUUAAGUUUCUAGGGAGUCAUGUUUCUUGGUGUUCCAAGAAGCAACCAGUUGUUGCUUUGUCAACCUAUGAAGUAGAAUAUAUUGUAGGUGUUGUGACUACAUGUCAAGUUGUGUGGCUUAUGAAUUUACUGCAGGAUCUGAAUAUCAAAGUAAACAAGUCUCUGAAGUCGAUGAUUGAUAACAAGUCUGCAAUCAAUCUUGCUAAGAACCCAGUGUUGCAUGAGAGAAGCAGCAUAUUAAGACUAAGUAUCACUUUCUGA